Molecule: messenger RNA, 705 nt
Organism: Pistacia vera
Lineage: Eukaryota; Viridiplantae; Streptophyta; Magnoliopsida; Sapindales; Anacardiaceae
Product: serpin-ZX-like
Exons: 4
Coding region: 1-705 (234 amino acids)
Molecular function (GO): serine-type endopeptidase inhibitor activity
Source: RefSeq, a predicted model, not a curated record
AUGAUUUCCGUUGCUUUGCAAGCCAACGAUGAGGGCGACAAUCAAACAGCAGGUCCAACCUUGCCUUUCAUUAAUGGUGUUUGGGUGGCUGAAGGAUUCAAACUUAAACCUUCUUUUGAAGAAGUUAUCAGAGGCGUUUACAGUGCCACAGCCAAAGAGGUUGACUUCAUGAAUAAGAGUGAUCAAGUGAGAGAUGAAAUAAAUAGAUGGGCUGAGAAUGCGACCAAUGGACUCAUAAAAAAUCUUCUCCCAGAAAGGGGUUUGGAAAGAGAAAUAGUUUUGAUUCUCAUAAAUGCACUCUACUUCAAAGGCGCAUGGACGGAAAAAAUUGAUGCCUCAAGAACUGAAUACAGAGACUUCUACCUUCUCAAUGGCCAGACUGUUCAUGUUCCCUUCAUGACUAGUCGAAAACAUACAUAUCAUUUUUACGGAUCCUUUGAUGGUUUUAAAAGUCUGAAAAUCCCUUACAGAAAUGGUCAAGACACCAGGAAAUUCUCCAUGUACUUCUUUCUUCCAGACGCAGUUUAUGGUUUUGAGAACUUGUACGACGCCGUUUCAACAUUCACUCACACACAGUUCAAUUUACAAAAAAGAAGACCUUUUAGCUUUUGGAUCCCCAAAUUUAAGUUUUCAUUUAAUUUUGAAGCUUCGAAAAGAUUGUUCCACAAGUCUUAUAUUGAGUUAAUGAAGAACGGACUGAAGUAG